Molecule: messenger RNA, 492 nt
Organism: Cylindrotheca closterium
Lineage: Eukaryota; Bacillariophyta; Bacillariophyceae; Bacillariales; Bacillariaceae
Source: the annotation of a GenBank genome assembly
AUGUUGUCUUCCAUUGCCACUACCGCUCUGCGACGAACUACUACUGCAACGUUUACUAGUGCCGUUGCUACUACUAGACAGCACUUCCGUCCUGCUCUAGCAAUUCGUUUCUUUUCCGAGGACUCACACGGUGACUUUGCCCCCCAACGCAAGGUUGUGGAAGGAGAAGAUGCCGCAAUGAAAAUGAUUCAAGAGCAUGUUGAAAGCAAUCCUGUCAUGUUGUACAUGAAGGGAAAUCCAUCCAUGCCCAUGUGUGGAUUCUCGGCUACAGUGGUACAAGCACUCAAGGCCGAGGGAAUUGAUUUCAGCAGUGUCAAUGUCUUGGAUUAUCCUGAUAUCCGAGAAGGUGUCAAGAAGUUUUCUGAAUGGCCUACUAUACCUCAAUUGUAUGUCGAUGGUGAAUUCAUUGGUGGAUGCGAUAUUAUUGUUCAAAUGCACGAAAGUGGAGAACUUGCUGAUUUGCUCAAGGACGUUGCGAAGAGCGAAGAGUAA